Molecule: messenger RNA, 1976 nt
Organism: Argiope bruennichi
Lineage: Eukaryota; Metazoa; Arthropoda; Arachnida; Araneae; Araneidae
Product: methyltransferase-like protein 25B
Exons: 12
Coding region: 441-1961 (506 amino acids)
Source: RefSeq, a predicted model, not a curated record
UUUUUUUUUUUUUAAAUUCACUAUUGUGGAAAGUUGUCCUGUGGUUAUUGGCAUUUUAAUUCAUGAAAAUUUUUUAGAUGCUUGUUAUUUUUUAAUUGAAAGCAAUAAAAAAAAAUAAACGAGAAUAUAACUGAUUGCUAAUGUUAAUUUUUUUCUACUCUCCACUUUGGAGGAUUUGAACAAAAUUUCGUAUUUAAUUUUAUAGAACAAUAAUUUUAUUCCUUUUAUUUAAAGUUUGAGUCGGAUUUUGGGAGAAGUGUCUAGCAAUUUUUGGUGAAACAUUUUGCGUUUUAAAUCUUUUAACAAUGGCAGAUGCAACUGGGAUUAAAUCUUAUUUACGUGAAAGUGAAGUUUUUAAGUUUUUAUCGCUGGUGGAUCUUGAAUAAAAUAAACUUAUGUCAUCGGUUGAUUUAAACGUAUAAAAUUUAAAAUUACAUAAGAUGGAUAAAGUAGGUGACAUUUUUAUUUGCAACGCGGAUACUAUUGAAGAAGUAAAACGACAUGCUCAUAUGUUAACAUUAUUUCUUUCAAGCGCUUCAUUUUUAACAGAAGCAUACAUUUUGGAUUAUUUUGUUGAAAAGUUGUGGACUCAUUUGCCUUCUGGAUGGCUUGAGACAGUUAUGGAAUUCGAUAUUGAUGACCUUGAAUUGUUUAUAAAUUCAGAGGAAAAUGUUAGAUGUAGACGUCCAUGGCCACUUACAUUACUAUCAUUUCGUGCCAGUGCUUUUGCAUUAACAUUAUCUCGUAAAUCUAUUUAUUCGCCUGAAGUUAUAAGAAAGUUUCUGGAAGAAAAUUUUAAAUCUCAGAGUGAGAAUUGCCAAAUUGAUUCUGCCUCUGAGGAAUGUUGCUGGAGCUUUUCUUCUAGUGAAUUUGAAAGCAAAUCGGGGCAGCAUAAGAAGAUUCCCGAGUUUUGUAGGAGACAUGUGAAACCAAAAAAGCAGCAUGAAAUUUUUAGAAUGGCACAAGUUACAGAUUCCGUGAUGAAGUAUUUUGACUUAAAGCAUGCAAUUGAUAUAGGCUCUGGCCAGGGUCAUUUAUCCAGACUCUUAGCUUUAUGUUAUAAUUUGAAAUUAGCUACUCUGGAAGCUAAUCAGCUUCAUGUAUCAGGUGCUGUUCAAUUUGACAAACAGGCAAUAAAUAGUUUGAGACGGGUAAAGAAGUAUAAAAGUGAUGUAUCAACAAAUGUUAAGACUUUACCACAUCAUGUAGAAAGUUCUGUGACUCUUUCAUCAUCUGAAUCAUGUUUAGAAAAGGUGUUGAAACAUGCGUGGGAUCAUUCUUUAGAGGAUUACGAGAAAUUUGCUUUAAUGGGCCUUCAUACAUGUGGUAAUCUUGCUGAAACUGUUCUCAAGACCUUCGCAAAAUGUGACCAAUCACAAGUACUUCUUUCAAUUGGAUGCUGCUACAUGAAACUGGAAUCAACUAAAGAUAGUGAAGGCUAUCCUCUUAGUCUCUUUGUUAAAUCCUUGCCAUCUCAUAGUUUGAGUUAUGAAGCAAAGGAAAUGGCUUGUCAUGCUUUGGAAAUGUACAUUCAAAGGCUUCAUGAUAAAGUCCCACAUCUAAAGAUCCAUUGUUACAGAGCAACUUUGGAACAAUGUAUUGUUCAUCAUCAUCCUGAGUUAAAGCAUUUGGGAUUAAGAGGUGUUAAGAAUGCCGAAAGUUUACCAUUCCAAGAGUAUGCACAAAGAGCUCUUAGCAAAGCUUCAGUUACAGUUCCUAAUGAAUUUUAUUCUCUACCUGAGAUUCAGGCUUGUUUAGAGCGAUGGAAAGAAGUAUUAAUAUUUUAUUCGUUAAGAUUGAUAACUGCGCCGGUAGUUGAAAGUCUGAUUUUGUUAGAUCGAUUAAUCUAUUUAUACGAACAAGGUUAUCCUGGUUGCAUUGUUCCAAUAUUUGAUCCCACUUUAUCUCCAAGAAAUCAAAUUCUUAUAUCAGCAAAAUGUAAGAUUUCUAAGAAAAAUUAAAUAAUAAAAAACUGA